AUGGCAUCCUUAAGAGUUUCAAAAGCUGUGCCGGGCCUCUUCCGAGCUGCAAGACCUACAGUCGUACGAUCUCAAUUGUCCCGUCAAAUUGCCCGCAGAACAUACGCAAGUGGAGGACAUGGACCUGCUAAGUCUAGCGGAGAUGUUGUUUGUUGUACCAAUUACCAACACUACGUCAUUAGGGCUGCUACGUCCAUCGCAGUAACGGUUCCAACCCUCUGGUAUCUUCUUAAAAAUGGACCGGAUACAUCCCAUGGCCAUGAUGAUCACGGCGAUGCCCACGGCACGAAGCACGAAGAAGAGGAUAGUGAGGAAAAGUCCGAGGAAAAGUCAGAUGAAGGCGAAGACAAGGCCGACGAUAAGGAGAGCGAGAAGUCUGAAGAAUCAGAGAGUGAUAGCGAGGAUAAGGGUGCGGAUACUCCCGAUACUUCAGAUGAUGAAGGAGAGGGUGAGGCCGAGGACACUUCAGAUGACAACACCCGCAAGAGUAUCCCCGACGCUAAAGGAGGCUCGAAAGCGAAACUCCAGAGUAACAAGAGUAUCAAGCAGGGAGAAAGAGAUCCCCAGGACGAGGGCGCUACUUCCGGGUCUGCCGGUAGCCAAAACACCCAGAGUGGCAAGCAAGAAGGACUCAGCAAUACUGAUACAAAACACUCCACCGAUAUCACAAACGACUCUGAUAAGAGUAGCAAAGGGGAGGGUGUCCCAGAGACCGCAAAGACGAAGGGCGCAGUCGACCCAAACCGACCACAGGUAUAG
Molecule: messenger RNA, 759 nt
Organism: Lachnellula hyalina
Lineage: Eukaryota; Fungi; Ascomycota; Leotiomycetes; Helotiales; Lachnaceae
Exons: 3
Coding region: 1-759 (252 amino acids)
Source: RefSeq, a predicted model, not a curated record